CACCGUUAUAAUCACCUCAGCGGCGGACGGAGCUCCUUUAGACCACUGGUUCUCCUGGGAAAACAGCUCCGAGAGGAAAAAAAGGAAAAAACAAAAACGAGCUGAAACAUGUUUACUCGCUGCUUGCUCCUCGUUUCUCUCUAUGGGGCUGUCGCCAAAGUUGCAGGAACAACAACAUUGGAGCCACCUAAUGUGACCACAACUAUUCACAAUCCUACAGAUGGCGACAACACAACCACAAAUUUCAGAACCACAGUCGUAAUGAAUACAGCUACUGAACACACAACAAGAGAAACAACAGUGACAACAGAAGCUCCUACUCUGGAGACAACCACCGCAGAUACAGUCAACAGCAAGAGUACUGAGACCAUCACCACAGGAAGCCUGACUGAUGCUCCUUCAGCUCCAACCACUGGUGGAUCCACAUUGACAGCAAUGUCAGUGACCAAUAGUUCACCUUCCAAUGAGACUACAAAAGCAACUGCUGAACCUCCUCUAACCCUCAAAGCAACCACUGGCACAUCGGUCACAGCCAUAACUGAUACGUCAACAACUGCACCGAUCCCCCCAACAAGCAAUGAUAUGAGCACCGGUACUUCGGUCACCUCGACAAACAACACCACAAUUACACAUUUUACAAGCACCCCAAUAGAUAAUGACACAACUGCAGGCAACAACACAACAACAUUUCCAGUUAGUACAACAAACAAUAACGCAACUACAGAUGCUUUGAUCAGACCUACAGGCAAAAGCACAACAUUUCCAGUUAGUGCAACAAACAACAACACAACUACAGAUGCUUUGAUCACACCUACAGGCAAAAUCACAACAUUUCCAGUUAGUACAACAAACAACCACACAUCUACAGAUGCUUUGAUCACACCUACAGGCAAAAGCACAACAUUUCCAGUUAGUACAACAAACAAUAACGCAACUACAGAUGCUUUGAUCACACCUACAGGCAAAAGCACAACAUUUCCAGUUAGUACAACAAACAACAACCCAACUACAGAUGCUUUGAUCACACCUACAGGCAAAAACACAACAACAUUUCCAGUUAGCACAACAAACAACAACACAACUACAGAUGCUUUGAUCACACCUACAGGCAAAAGCACAACACAAUUUCCAGUUAGUACAACAAACAACAACACAACUACAGAUGCUUUGAUCACACCUACAGGCAAAAGCACAACAUUUCCAGGUAGUACAACAAACAACAACACAACUACAGAUGCUUUGAUCACACCUACAGGCAAAAGCACAACAUUUCCAGUUAGUACAACAAACAACAACACAACUACAGAUGGUUUGAUCACACCUACAGGCAACAGCACAACACAAUCUCCAGUUAGUACAACAAACGAUAACGCAACUACAGAUGGUUUGAUCACACCUACAGGCAAAAGCACAACAAAAUUUCCAGUUAGUACAACAAACAACAAUGCAACUACAGAUGUUCCAGUCACCUCAACAUACACGGGCAUGACUACAGAUAGCCCAAUCUCACCUACAAGCAACAACACAACUACAGAUGUUCCAGUCAUCUCAACAUACACUGGCAUGACUACAGAUAGCCCAAUCUCACCUACAAGCAACAACACAACUACAGAUGUUCCAGUCAUCUCAACAUACACUGGCAUGACUACAGGUAGCCCAAUCUCACCUACAAGCAAUGACACAACUACACAAGUUAUUAUCACGACGUUAAGCAGCAACACGACCACAGAUGCACAGAUCACGUCAACAAGCAACAACACAACACAAGUUCAGACGACAGCGACAAGCAGCAACACAGCUACACAAGUUUCAGUCACCCCGUCAAGCAACAACAUGACUACGGAUGUUUCAGUCACAGCAAUGGGCAACAACACAACUACAGACGAACUGACCACACCGGCAGGAAACAACAAAACUACAACGGUUCCGAUCUCACCGACAAGCAGUGGCAUGAUUACAAAUGCCUCAAUUGCACCAACGGACAACUAUACAACUAUGAGUGUUACAGCAGUUACACCACUAGGCAAUGAUACAGCAACGACAACUACAAACAACUACACCACUGGAAAUGUGCCAAUAACAGCUACAACUAACACAGCAACUACGAGCCCACUUGUCACAUUCACAGACACAACGACCACUACAAGUGACAAGGCGACUGUAAGUCCACAAAUCACAUCGACCAGUAAUGGGCCUACUAUGGUCACCUCAAAUAAUGAUACAGCCACUACAUCGACUACAGAGAUGGGAAACACCACAAGUUUAAUUACCAGCACCCCAAAGGCCAGCAACAUGACAACAACUAUAAGUCCAUUUACCUCAAAUCAAACUGUCACCACACUAACAAGUUCUGGCAAAACUUCUGAGACUCCUGCAUCAACCGCCAUGCCCUUUUCUACCACCAUCACCAAUGGCACAGCAAUCACAACGGGAAGCCCAUCCUCUUCACCCACCGGCAGCGCUCCCCCUCCCGGGACCUCCCCAGUGACCAACAAUACUAUGGGACCAACCACUACAACUACUCCUUUAACAACAAAUUCCACCAUGAAGACCACACCGACCCAGGACACCAACACCCCUACCACCACCAGUGGAGCCAUUGCCACCACCCUUCCAACAACAGGUGGAACCACCGCGAGUCCUGCCAUCGAGUGUCCCAUUGCCCCAUGUCCUGCUCAAAGUGUCUGUCUUAAUGGCACUUGCCAGUGUCUCUCUGGCAACUACCUACUCAACGGACGUUGUGUUCCCGCACAAGUAUUCCCAGGAAGGCUUCAUUUCGUUUCCAAAAAUUUUGAUGAUCAGAUGAGAAACAGGUCCUCCAGUAUCUUUAGGAGUACAGCGGCAAACAUCUCAGCCUCACUCAGACAAGUCUUUAAAGAUGAGCCUGGGUAUAGACAAUCAGAGGUUGUUCAACUUGAACCUGGAAGUGUGAUUGCAAGCGUAAAUAACAUCUUUGAAAACAGCGUUGCCACUCAAGAGUCUGUUGAAAAGAUCAUCCGAGAGGCUACAGAAAGCUCCACAGGACCUCUGAGCAAUGCCAUAUACACAGCAACCAAUCUGUGUGAGGUGGAGCCAUUACCUUGUGAUGUCUCUAGUACAAAGUGCACAAAUAAAGACGGCCAAGCUUUUUGCUCCUGUAAAGAGGGCUACAUCUCCAUGGUCUACUCCAAUAGCAGCUGCAAAGCUUGUCCAAGCGGGCAGCAUGCAGUGGGGGAUACAUGCCUCAAAUGUUCAUUUGGGUUUGCUGGUUUCAACUGCAAUGACUCGUCCCUGUUGGCAGUGGUGGUCAUCUCCUGUGUGUUAGGAGGAGUUCUCCUCAUCCUUCUUCUAGCUUUGCUGGUUUACUGCUGCUGGAGGAGAUGCUCAAAAUCCAAACCUGACCGCCACACCAGCCCAUACUCUGAGGACUUAAGCAAAUCAUGGCCUAUAGGCAUCACCCCCAUCCCGCGUGCUACCACUAACUUGGACUCAUCCAUAGAGAUGACAGAAGGGGGCAGCACCAACACGCUGGUGGACAAAAAGCAACAAAGCAAUGGCUUUGGAUCUCAGCUGAAGCAGAAAAGAUGGCAUAAGUCAGGAUCGUACGAUCUGAAUCCAGAGGAGAUGAAGACCUUCAAAGGUAGAAACACGUCCCGUUACUCGUAUCUGGUCGAAGGGCACGAGAACCCCUACUUCCUUCCAGGCGAUGAGAAGAAGAACUGAGAUGGCAAAACUCCACAAAGAAGUGAUGAUCAAACUCUCUGGGACCACUGGCACACUUUCUGAGCAGAAACGGGUUAUUUAUGAACACAUUCUACAUUCUCAACCUGCAUGGAUAGAUGAAGAAUCAUCUGUAUGCGGGGAAAAAAAAACUGCAACCAAAGGGAUUCAAAUUGAGAUGUUUAUAUCAUGCUAUUUUUUAUGUAAACGUGUAAAUCAUAUCUGUUUUUUAAGAAGCACAGCCAGUAGGUGUCGAUGUCGCUCAUUAAUAUAACACAGUUCUUUUUAUCUAGUUUAUUUUUUAAUUAUGCUUCCUUUGCUGAUUGCACUAAAGUGUGUGUGAAGUUUACCUCUGUUUUUGAUCCUUUCAAUCAAAGAUGACUUGAUCGGUGGUUUCAUUAGGUUACUAUAACUAAUCCUCAGAAUAAUAUGAUCGCUUAUUAGAGAGACAAAUCUUAUACGACUAAAGGGGCUGGAUCCCUGGUUUGGGUUGUUUUUUAAAAAAUGUUUUAAGCAGUCUAAUCCUGAGUAUUGCAGAAUGUGCCUGGUUUAGUCGUCUGUUUUACAAAUAGGAAAUAUUAUGCAAUGCUGGUGAUAACGCCUGUCUCCUGGAUGUGCCAUUUACCACUUGUAAACUUUUUUUUGUGCAAGAAUCUAUAUCAAUAUAUUUAUCUCUUUGUAUGUGAGGCAGUACACUAUUUUGUAAGGGAAAUUGUGUUUUGUUAAUAUGUUAAAAUUUACGCUGAUGGGAGAGUGUGUGAGUGUGUGUAUGUGGUGACUGACUGGUGAAAUAAAAUAAUUUAAACAUAAA
This is a messenger RNA of Fundulus heteroclitus (mummichog), 4510 nucleotides long. RefSeq names its product mucin-2. Gene Ontology annotation, biological process: cell-cell junction assembly. The coding region runs from base 109 to 3702 and encodes 1197 amino acids. The record is from RefSeq and is a predicted model, not a curated record. NCBI's taxonomy places the organism in Eukaryota, Metazoa, Chordata, Actinopteri, Cyprinodontiformes, Fundulidae. The transcript is spliced from 14 exons.